GACGGUUCUAUCAACGCCUUUCGCAACGCCUUUCGACGAGAGGCUCGGUCCACAAUUACGUGCCCGGAUCCUUCAAAUUACAAAUGGAGCCUGCGGUUUAAUAAAUACGCAUUGCCCACGAGGCCCCUCUGACAAUGUAUGAGUGUGUUAGUCCACGCCAAGCAACACAGGCAACACCAACAUGCCAUCGCCCAUCGUCCCACCACCGCUCCAGCCAGGCCAGACAAUAGCCUUCGUCUCGCCCUCGGCCCGCGUAAACACCACCUUCCCCGCGGCCCUCGAACGGGCAAAAGCCCUCUUCACCUCGCAGGGCUACCACGUCCGCGAGCUCUUCACCAAAGACACGGGCAUCCAGUCCUCCAUCGCGAACCGCCUGGCCGAGCUGCGCACCGCCCUCACCGACCCGACCAUCUCGGCCGUGGUCUGCACCGCCGGCGGCACCUCCUUCACGGAGCUCCUCCCCGCCCUCCUCGCCGACGCGGACCUGCACGCCGCCGUCCGCGCCCGGCCCAAGGUCGUCGUGGGCUGGUCCGACAUCACCGGCCUGCACUGGCUCCUGCACGCCACCGCCGGCCUGCGCACCUUCUACGGGCCCUGCGCCCUCCCGGCGCUGGGCGAGCCCGCGGCACAAGACGAGGCCGAGCAUGACGGCUCCGCCCUCGCCUUUUGCCUCAGGCACCUCCUCCGCGCCGUCACCGACCCGGCGCCCCUGGGCGGCGUCGCCCGCUCGCCCACCUACGCCCCCGACCCGCCCGCCAUCCUCGCCGACCCGGCCUCCCUCGCCCGCCCGCGGCUCGCGCCCUCGGGCGGCUGGGCGUGGCUGAGGCCGGGGCGCGCCCAGGGCAGGCUGUUCGGCGGCUGCCUGAGCGUCAUGGCGCGGCUGGGCGGCGUGCGCGGGAUCGCCCCCGACUGGAGGGGCCGGAUCGUGUUCUUCGAGACGGCCCUGGGCGAGGACGACGCCUCGGGGCCCGCGCUGGACCGCGUGCGGGCCGGCCUGGCGGACCUCAUCGCCCAGGGGGUGUUUGACGACGCCGCCGGGGUGGUGGUCGGCCGGCCGUUUGGCUACGACUCGCCCGCGGCCAGGGCGCGGUAUGCCGGUGUCAUCACGGCGCUGCUGUGUGAGGGGCGCCUGGCGGGGAGGGAGUUUCCGAUCUUGUUUAAUGUGGAUAUCGGGCAUACCACGCCUAUGGUUACGUUGCCUUUUGAUGCGCUGGCUGUGCUGGAUUCUGAGAGGGAUCAGUUUAGUAUCCUGGACUCGGCACUGCAGGCGUGAGGACGGAAGGCUAGUAGAUACCUGACUCUAUAAUUAAUAUCAAUGUAGAUAUCUCAUCACCGUUCGUCGUUUGACUGCACUGAGGUUCACAACACUCCGUGACACUAUAGUAUCACCUGCUAUAGUGCUGUCCAAUUCAUAUCCAGAUAGCAGGAAAGUAG
Messenger RNA from Diaporthe batatas, 1434 nucleotides. RefSeq lists its product as uncharacterized. The coding region runs from base 182 to 1273 and encodes 363 amino acids. The transcript is spliced from 2 exons. NCBI's taxonomy places the organism in Eukaryota, Fungi, Ascomycota, Sordariomycetes, Diaporthales, Diaporthaceae. The record is from RefSeq and is a predicted model, not a curated record.